This is a messenger RNA of Linum trigynum, 4575 nucleotides long. The record is from the annotation of a GenBank genome assembly. Lineage: Eukaryota; Viridiplantae; Streptophyta; Magnoliopsida; Malpighiales; Linaceae.
AAAAAGGAGGAGAAAGAAAUAACAGAGAGAAAACCGCCAGCCUCGCAGAAACCAGAGCCCACAAGGAAUAAUAAGAACAAGAAGCAGCAGCAGCAGCUCCGGAGUAAUUUCUCACGUUCAGAUGUAGUUGGAUUACAAUGAAUAACCAGACGAAUUCCGGGAAAUAACUAACGCACAGCGGUUUCUUGCUUUCUUUAUUUUCUUUCCGUUUCCAGGAGCUCCUCCGGUGGUUUCCAGGCUUCCGGGCUGGGCGGUGGUCCGAUCAGUCUUCAUUCUUAUCGCCUCUCGAGUCUUGUCUGCUAUGCCUGUAAUGCUUCAUUCCCUUAUCUGCUGUGCAUUGUUUUUGCCGUGGCUGUUGUUUGCUUUACUUUUUUUUUUUUUCUUCUUCUUCUGUGGAUUGGCUGUUGAGUGAGUUUGAUUCGUUAUGCUUCGGUUUUGAGAAGCUGGAGUUUAGGGUUCUCUCCGGGAUUUUUUUUCGUUCUGCUGUCUUGCUGUAGUUGUUGAUUCGACAUUGUUUCCUUUAGCUCGUCUUGGUUAUCUCGAGUUGGAAUGUGGGAAAUGAGGAAUGUGGACAAGUGUUUUUCCGCUAGAUGGUGGGAACUGGGAACAAGGAUGGCCUGUUCAUUUUAAUUAGUGAUGAGGAGGCUGGAAACUUUUCUGCUAUGCUUCUGGAGUUGCAUUGAUGUUGAAGUGCUAUUGUUGGUUCGUUGCAUUUCUUGAAUGUCCAUUUUUGGUACGGGGAUGCAAUGUGGCAGGUAUGAUAGAGUAGUAGGGAGCAAUGCAAUACAGUACGGUGUACUCGCUUUCUUCCCCGAAAUUGAUUGUUAAUUUGUGGAAAUUUAGAACCUUGAGAGCGAGGAUUUUGUUGCAAUCCCUUGUUUUUUUGAUAAUGGUGAAAUUUUGUUGCAAUCCCUUGUAUCCUUGAACUAAUAUGCGUGAUAGAUUUCGUUUCUUGGAAGCUGGAGGAAACAUGCAGUAGUAUGAGUAAGGUUGAGGUCUUUUGGCAGCUCAUUCCCAAAAACAAAUACAAUCUUAGCAAGCUUUUUUUACAUUGAUUCUGUCCAACCCAUUCUAUGAGAGAAAGUAAUGGUUAAUAGCUUUUCUGGGGUCUAUGAAUCUCGUCCUAUGCUUUCUCUCAGUCCUUAUAUAUCCUUCUUCAUCCUUUUGGGGUUUUAGAGCUCUGAAACCUUGUGAUAUUUCUUUAUUUUCCUCUUCCACUCUGUUUGAUGCAUCAUUUUAUUUAUCCUGGUGUCUGCAGCAUGUUGGUGUUGCUUUGUAAUCUGUUCAUGGCUCAAGAAUUCCUCGUUUGCUCUUAAAGACAAAAGAGUUUCGACAGCUUUGAUGACACACCAAGGUCACUAUCGCGUAAUGCAACAAGUUCCCUAUUCGAAGGCUUAAAUGGCUGGCAGCAAGGUGCUCAUAACAUACAAGCGAAAGCUUUCAUCAUCUGGAACUGGGGCUGUGUACAGAGAUGGCUGCUACGAUUCUCUAUCAGGAGGACCAAAUAAUGGUCAUAUAACUAGAGCAUCAGAACACAAUCAGCAGAUUUUUCCUGGAUGUGCUGUGUGUGGUGUCGGAGGCAACCUUUUGCAGUGCAAUGACUGCGAUCAAUUGUAUCAUCAUCAUUGCAUUGACAGCAUCAUUGAGCCGAAGCAUAUACACAAUGGAGAAAAGUUAAGCUGUAGGUGUGAGCAGCAAGGUUCUUCAGGAAACGAGUCCUUCCGUGGACCCAAUGAAUAUGCAGUUGGCAAUGAAUCUGGUAUAAAGCUGAAGUCAGUAAUUCCUGAUAAUGGUGGCUUUGGCAUGGAAACUUCACGGUGCUUAGAGUCAUUUGAGAAGAGUUCUUACACCCCUCAAUCAUCAAAUGGGAGAAACUGCAAUGUUGAAUAUGAAACAAAUUCAAGUAUCAAGGAGGCAUCAAACGCUGCAGGCAAUGGUUCAAUCUCGACUGAUCUACCCUGUAGAUUACCUUGCCAUUUUCUUGGGGAAUCGAAGUCAAAAUCUCUUAUGACUUUUAGUCGGAGAUGUAAAAAGAAAACUAAAAUUACAAUGACUGAUACAAAAGAAAGUGACCUCCAGGAAUAUGGUCUGUCCCUUGAAAAAUUUAGUAAAUCUGCCUGUAGUGCAGCUUCUCCUAGAGACUAUUAUGCUGGUCCCUCAACGAGCCAAAAGCUUCUGCAGGAAGAACUAGACACGAGGACUUCAUCACAUCAGAGUCAAGAUGAAAUAAAAGUUGAUUCUGCUGACAAAUGGGAAAGAGCCGCCCUGGAGACUGAGAAUUUGGUAAAUGAUGGAGAAGAAUUGCGUGAUUCUGAAAGUGUUUGCAAGGACGACAUUCCAGGGCCUGACCACUUGCUGCACCCUAUUUCUGAAACUGGUAUGGAUAAUAGUGACGCUGCUGAAGAUUAUUCACGGAUUGUUCUGAAGGAUGAUAUCAAAGAUCCUUGUGAUUCUCCGGUAUUAGAUGGUCGGUUACAGAACCAUAAAUGUCAAGAGGAACCUGAGGUCUCUGCAUGCAAUCUUGAGAACGAAAACAUGCCUGGUUCUGGAACAGAUGUCACACAACCGUAUCCAGAUCUCCUUGAGGCUCCUAAAUCUGGUUGUACACCCAACUUCAAUGAGGAUUUGGAAAUCUAUAAGGAUGCUGCUAAUGGUGUUUCAGAAACUCAUCGUGAUUCUCAAGAGUCCAUGAGCAUAGACCAGGCUGCUGUUGCUCAUGAGGUUUCUUACAGUGAACCAGUGGAAAGCUCAAAUGUGAGAGCUGGAGAUUCUUAUCAGGUGCAUCUAAUCACGACUACAAUUGGCAUGCCGACUUCCAUGCAGGAAAUUGUUCCAAACUCAAAAGAUGAAGGGGAAGCUUAUCCUCUCUUCAUAGAAGGUGCGGCCAAAAACAAUUGUCUACAGCUGUUUUCAGAAGAAAGAGGCAAAGAUUCUUCCCCAUUAGGAAGUGUUAAACCAGAAGGAAUUACUGGACCUAUCAUUCUGGAAGAAGUGAAAGUUCUUCCUGCAGAAAAUGGACAUACACAAACUUCUUCCAUAUCAAGCGGUUCUUCAUUGGAUUUGGAUUUAUCCUUGCAUAUGGACCCUAAAUGGGGAGACUAUGCAUCAGGGACACCCUGCCCCCAGUUGCCUCCUUGGAAGUCCAAUGAUGAAAACAUAAGAUUUCACACUGAAGUGCCUGAAGCUUUCCCGAAUGUUGGAAGUUCAUUCCUUCGACAAAGGAUAUUACUGGACAGGAUUGCAAAUAGAGCAAGUCGUUUGCAUGCACAGGGCGGUUUUCAAGACAGGCCAGAUGCUACUUUGUGGUCAGACCAAGAAUUGGAUUCACUUUGGAUAGGUGUAAGAAGACACGGCAGAGACAAUUGGCUUGCAAUCUUAAGGGACCCAAGACUACAGUUUUCUCCAUGGAGAACUUUGAGGGACCUUGCUCUCAAGUGGGAGGAGGAACAAAUUAAAUUACUAGAUGGCAAACAUGCUUCACGAUUCAAUUGGCAUGCAAUGAAAGAGCAGGUUUAUGUACCGGGUUACCCAAGCGCUACACCCUGUUCAGAUAUUCAUGCAGAGAGAUAUGGCAAUGGUGAACUGAGCUGCAACUCAUUGCCAAUUAGUAGCCCUUUCACUUCUUGGGUCCCGAGAGGUAAUCUACCCCACUGGCUAAAAGAAGUGGUAAGCACUCCUCCAAGGCUGAUGGAAGUAAUUCCAACCAAAGUAUUUUCAUCCAUUGCUCAUCCUGGGGUAACACACAUCACUGGACCAUAUUCAGAUUCUUCUGAGACACAUAUUGGGGUGAGAAAUGAAAUGCCAGGUGAGCUACAGCUUUCAGGAGGUGCUUGCUGCUCAGCUGUUCCAUUGGCAACAAGUUAUGGAGUUAAUAAAGCUAGUUUGACUUCAGUGUACCAUGUUAAUAAGCCAGAUGAUGUUGCCACAAUCGAUGAUGAUGCAUCUUCUGAAGAGACGAUAUCCGAUGAUCACGGUUCUCGGAUAUAGUUUUUGAAGAAAGGGCCAUGCAAAUGAGAACUGUAUGAAUGUCUGUAAAUUGAUGCCAGGAGUUAUGUUCUGUACAAUUCUGGUACUGAAGCAAUGUAUAAGGUCGAUGCGGUCACUUUCGCUCAAGAAUCAAGGCCACACUUAACAUCCGAAUGUUAUGUUCAUAAUUUGAUGUAUAUGGUGCAAACCAGUGACAGCGGAAUCAAAGUUUUGUACCUUGUAGAUAGGCGUGUCGUGUCUUUUAUAUCAAUGACAAGUUCCUUUAGGAUGGCUUCUCUGCUGGAUGUAAGGAGUCACAAAUUUAGCAUUAUGGAGGGAGUGACCCGUCAUUAGCAGUGGAAGCAGAUACUCCUGGGAUGUGAGGUUUUCGGUUUUCGUCUCCUCUUCCUUCCCCUCUUCAUAGGAUGGACUCUUAGGUAAGUGCACUGAAACCAGCAAGAGAACACAGACUCCAUUAAUCAUUACUGUCUGCAUGACAUUUUGGUGAUGAUUCUUUGACGGAUCAAAUAAAAAUGGCAAGCUAUAGUCAAUGGUAGGUAUGGUAUGGUAAGCUUCUGUCAUAUACCAUAUUAAAUGGGACAUCAGUAA